AUGGCUCCAGCAAACACGUUCUGCAGCGCCAUCGAGAACGCAGUCGAGUUCUGCUCCGCCUGCGCUGACGUGGCACUCGGCGCCUCUGCUGACGUGGCACUUGGUGUCUCCGAUGACGUGAGCGAAGUUAAUCUGUUCGCCUCUACUGCAGCGCACUCUGCUGCUGGCGCUGAGGCGCCAUCCUCCAGAGCGGCCUGUACAGGUGCUGAGGUGUUGGGAUGGGUUUUCGAUUCGGACUGGAGCGCGGCGGGUGUGUGCUGGUCUGUGAGUGGUGCUUGUGAGAGGUUAUUGUCCGCAGGGGCGGAGGCGGAGGGAUGCGAGGAGGAGGCAUGUGUGGGAGGAGAGGUGGAGGAGGAGGAGGAGGAGGAGGAGGGUGAUGCAGCACUCACAGUAGCAAUGGCGGCAGUGGUGGUGACAGUAGCAGUAGUGGUAGUGGAGGUAGUGAGGGGAGAGGGAGAGGAGGAGGAGGAGGAGGAGGAGGAGGAGGAGGAGGAGGAGGAGGAGGAGGAGGAGGAGGAGGAGGAGGAGGAGGAGGAGGAGGAGGAGGAGGAGGAGGAGGAGUAG
Messenger RNA from Closterium sp. NIES-65, 564 nucleotides. The record is from the annotation of a GenBank genome assembly. Lineage: Eukaryota; Viridiplantae; Streptophyta; Zygnematophyceae; Desmidiales; Closteriaceae.